AUGCUUGACCAAAAACUGCUUUUGCGGGCUUGCAUGUGGUACGACUUCAAGCAAGGAAAAUCGGCUGCUGAAUCUCAUCGUACCAUCUUUGAAGUAUUCGGUGAUGACGUCCUGUCAGAAAGCCGGUGUCGACGGUGGUUCCAGCGCUUGAAAAAAGGUAAUGAAAGCUUGGAAGACGAAACAUGGGAGUCGCAAGUGUUGAAGGACGUCAUUAUUUCGGAUCCACACCAAACUACCCGAGAACUGGCAGUACGCUUUGGCUGCUCAAACUCUACCAUCCAUGAGCAUUUGUGGCGAUUGGUAAGACAAACAGGUGCGGAAAAUGGGCACCGCACCAGCUGA
Molecule: messenger RNA, 342 nt
Organism: Haemonchus placei
Lineage: Eukaryota; Metazoa; Nematoda; Chromadorea; Rhabditida; Trichostrongylidae
Source: the annotation of a GenBank genome assembly